Cornus florida is the source of this 1483-nucleotide messenger RNA. Its product is annotated as WD repeat-containing protein GTS1. The transcript has 8 exons. The record is from RefSeq and is a predicted model, not a curated record. NCBI's taxonomy places the organism in Eukaryota, Viridiplantae, Streptophyta, Magnoliopsida, Cornales, Cornaceae. Gene Ontology annotation, molecular function: protein binding. Bases 113 to 1288 code for a protein of 391 amino acids.
AGUACAAAAAAAAUAAAAAUAAAUUGCAAAAAUUAAUUCACAGUGGCUCUCACUAACCCUAAAGGCUAAAACCCUGAGUAGAGCUUCCAUUUUCGCAUUGUGCGCAGGAGAGAUGGAAGAAGCUACGGAGAUGGAUGUGGAAGAAGGAAAUUCUCUUCCAAAUUCAAAUUCAAAUUCGAAUUCGAUCAAGCGAUUUGCACUAAAAAACACUAUUCAAACAAACUUCGGACAAGAUUACGUCUUUCAAAUCGUCCCCAAGGAUGACUGGACGUCGAUGGCGGUUUCUCUGUCGAGCAACGCAGUGAAACUAUACUCACCAGUCACAGCUCAAUACAUUGGAGAGUGUAAGGGCCACUCUUCGACCAUCCACCAUAUCUCCUUCUCAGGUCCAUCCAAUCCACAUAUCUUGCACUCUUGCUCUUCCGAUGCUACCAUCAGAGCUUGGGACGCUCGAUCAUUACAGCAGGUGUCUUGUAUAAGCGCCGGUCCUUCCCAAGAGAUAUUCAGCUUCUCUUUUGGCGGAUUGGGCGAUAAUCUUCUUGCUGCUGGAAGUAAGUCUCAGGUGUUCUUUUGGGAUUGGAGAACUAAGAAGCAGGUUGCAUGUUUGGAGGAAUCUCACAUGGAUGAUGUUACUCAGGUUCACUUUGUUCCUGAUCAUCAAAACAAGCUUGUUUCGGCUUCUGUAGAUGGUUUGAUGUGUAUCUUUGAUACUGCUGGAGAUAUCAAUGAUGAUGAUCAUCUGGAGUCAGUGAUUAACGUUGGAACCUCAAUUGGAAAAGUAGGGUUUCUCGGAGAGAAAAAUCAAAAGCUUUGGUGUUUGACACAUAUUGAAACUUUAAGUGUUUGGGACUGGAUAGAUGCAAGAGCUGAAGUCAACUUCGAGGAUGCUCGCUCAUUGGCCUCUAACAGCUGGACACUAGACCAUGUUGACUAUUUUGUUGAUUGUUGUUACUCGGGUGAAAAUGAUCAUUUAUGGGUGAUUGGUGGCACCAAUGCUGGCAGCUUGGGCUACUUCCCCGUAAAUUAUAAAGGAAAGGGAGCAAUUGGAUAUCCGGAUGCUGUUCUUCAGGGUGGUCAUACAGGCACUGUUAGGAGUGUAUUGCAUAUGUCAGGCCUGCACAGUGGACCCACCCAAAGUCGGGGUAUUUUUGGAUGGACUGGUGGCGAAGACGGCCGCCUAUGCUGCUGGUUGUCAGAUGAAUCAUCUAAUAUAAAUCGUUCCUGGGUUUCAAAACUCGUUAUGAAGUCACCCAAGACCUGCAGGAAAAGCAGGCACAUUCCUUAUUAGUUUCGUACUUUCUGGUGAAAGUUCGCAUGUUGUAUUGUAAUUUGUUUAGUUUUUUGUUUAGUUUUUGUUUUUUCAAUGGAGAGAGUUGGGGACCUCAAGGAUGAAGUGGGAAUUCCUCAUGAGUUUCUGUAUCCUGUAUUACAUUAAAAUUAAAAUUUAGAGGCAAAUCAAAUCCUUGCCCCUUGGUUUCAGAAA